This is a messenger RNA of Hevea brasiliensis (rubber tree), 3334 nucleotides long. Its product is annotated as vacuolar sorting protein 18. The record is from RefSeq and is a predicted model, not a curated record. The coding region runs from base 87 to 3050 and encodes 987 amino acids. The transcript is spliced from 23 exons. Gene Ontology annotation, molecular function: protein-macromolecule adaptor activity. Gene Ontology annotation, cellular component: HOPS complex; endosome. Gene Ontology annotation, biological process: vesicle-mediated transport; intracellular protein transport; organelle fusion. Lineage: Eukaryota; Viridiplantae; Streptophyta; Magnoliopsida; Malpighiales; Euphorbiaceae.
GAUUAAGCACACUUGCUGUGUCUUUGUGCACUUUCUCGGUUAUCUGCUCAGCUCUGAUCAGGAAACUGGUUUUGGGAGCCGAAAAAAUGGAUCAAGGGAAGCAGGUGUUCACGGUGGAUCUUCUAGAGAGGUAUGCAGCGAAGGGGAAAGGUGUAAUUACUUGCAUGGCUGCUGGAAAUGAUGUAAUUGUGAUAGGAACUAGCAAAGGAUGGGUGAUUAGACACGAUUUUGGGAUCGGUGAUUCUUAUGAUAUUGAUCUUUCUGGGGGUCGACCUGGGGAGCAAUCUAUUCACAGAGUGUUUGUUGAUCCUGGUGGAAGCCACUGUAUUGCUAUUGUGGUUGGUAGUGGAGGUGCUGAAACUUAUUAUACUCAUGCAAAGUGGAACAAGCCUCGUGUUCUUAGUAAAUUGAAAGGUCUUGUUGUUAAUGCUGUCGCUUGGAAUAGACAGCAGAUCACUGAGGCUUCUACGAAAGAAGUUAUUGUGGGAACAGACAAUGGCCAACUUCAUGAGAUUGCAGUUGAUGAGAAGGAUAAAAGGGAGAAGUAUGUAAAAUUCCUCUUUCAAUUAACUGAACUUCCAGAAGCUUUCAUGGGCUUGCAGAUGGAAACGGCCAACUUAAGCAAUGGAGCAAGAUACUAUGUGAUGGCUGUUACUCCUACACGACUUUAUUCAUUUACUGGAAUUGGAACACUAGAAACGGUUUUUGCUAGUUAUUUAGAUCGUGCUGUGCAUUUUAUGGAACUGCCUGGUGAAAUACCAAACAGUGAACUACAUUUCUUUAUCAAGCAAAGAAGAGCCGUGCAUUUUGCAUGGUUAUCUGGAGCAGGUAUCUAUCAUGGUGGUCUAAAUUUUGGAGCACAGCAUAGUUAUCCAAAUGGAGAUGAAAAUUUUGUGGAGAGCAAGGCUCUUCUGGACUAUUCAAAACUAAGUGAUGGUGCUGAUGCAAUUAAACCAUCUUCUAUGGCAGUAUCUGAAUUUCAUUUCUUGCUUCUUAUUGGAAAUAAGGUUAAGGUUGUGAACAGAAUUAGUGAGCAAAUUAUAGAGGAACUUCAGUUUGAUCAAACAUCUGAAUCAGUUUCAAGGGAUGUUAUUGGAUUAUGUAUCGAUGCCACUGCUGGCUUGUUCUAUGCAUAUGACCAAAAUUCUGUAUUUCAGGUGUCUGUUAAUGACGAAGGACGGGAUAUGUGGAAGGUGUAUCUAGACAUGAAGGAAUAUGCUGCAGCUUUAGCAAAUUGCCGUGACCCGCUGCAGAGAGACCAAGUAUAUUUGUUGCAGGCAGAUGCUGCAUUUGACUCCAGGGAUUUUUUGAGAGCAGCAUCCUUCUAUGCAAAAGUUAAUUAUAUAUUAUCAUUUGAGGAAAUCACUCUGAAGUUUAUUAGUGCAAGUGAACAGGAUGCUUUGAGAACUUUCUUAUUGCGGAAACUAGACAAUCUUGCAAAGGAUGAUAAAUGCCAGAUAACAAUGAUUUCCACGUGGGCAACUGAAUUAUACUUGGACAAGAUAAAUCGGCUACUUCUGGAAGAGGACAGUGCUUCAGAAAAUCACAGCUCUGAGUAUCAAUCAAUCAUUCGAGAGUUCCGUGCUUUCCUUAGUGACAGCAAGGAUGUCUUGGAUGAGGCAACUACAAUGAAACUAUUAGAGAGCUAUGGUAGGGUUGAAGAACUAGUAUAUUUUGCUUGUCUGAAGGAGCAGUAUGAGAUUGUAAUUCACCACUAUAUUCAGCAAGGAGAAGCAAAGAGAGCACUGGAAGUGCUUCAAAAACCUGCUGUUCCUAUAGACCUUCAGUACAAGUUUGCUCCAGACCUUAUUGCGCUUGAUGCAUAUGAAACUGUGGAAUCAUGGAUGGCCACAAAGAACCUAAACCCAAGGAAACUGAUUCCUGCAAUGAUGCGUUAUUCAAGUGAACCCCAUGCAAAGAAUGAAACCCAUGAAGUCAUUAAAUAUUUGGAGUUUUGUGUUCAUCGAUUGCAUAAUGAGGAUCCUGGAAUUCACAAUCUGCUUCUUUCUCUGUAUGCUCAGCAGGAAGAUGAUGGUGCACUCUUGCGUUUCCUUCAAUGCAAAUUUGGAAAAGGAAGAGAAAAUGGACCUGAUUUCUUCUAUGAUCCCAAGUAUGCUUUGCGUCUUUGCCUCAAGGAAAAGCGAAUGCGUGCCUGUGUUCAUAUAUACAGCAUGAUGGCCAUGCAUGAAGAAGCGGUUGCUCUUGCUCUGCAGGUUGACCCUGAGCUUGCUAUGGCUGAAGCUGACAAGGUUGAAGAUGAUGAAGACUUGAGAAAAAAGCUUUGGCUAAUGGUUGCCAAGCAUGUUAUUGAACAGGAAAAGGGAACUAAAAGGGAGAACAUACGGAAAGCAAUAGCGUUUCUCAAGGAAACUGAUGGCCUUUUAAAGAUUGAGGAUAUAUUACCUUUCUUUCCAGACUUUGCCCUAAUUGAUGACUUCAAGGAGGCUAUUUGCUCAUCAUUGGAGGACUACAACAAGCAAAUUGAACAACUAAAACAGGAGAUGAAUGAUGCCACACAUGGUGCUGACAACAUAAGAAAUGAUAUUAGUGCACUUGCUCAAAGAUAUGCUGUCAUUGAUCGAGAUGAGGAAUGUGGGGUUUGUAAGCGCAAAAUCUUAAUUGUGGGUGGGGACUACCGCAUGUCUCGGGGCUAUACAUCAGCAGGACCAAUGGCUCCCUUCUACGUAUUUCCAUGCGGGCAUGCCUUCCAUGCACAAUGCUUGAUUGCCCAUGUGACACGUUGUACCAAUGAAACUCAGGCUGAAUAUAUACUGGAUCUGCAGAAGCAACUUACUUUUUUGGUUGAGGGAAGUAGGAAGGACUUGAAUGGUGGUAUAACAGAGGACUCCAUUUCUAGCACAACCCCGGCAGAUAAGCUCCGCUCACAGUUGGAUGAUGCAAUAGCAAGCGAAUGCCCAUUCUGCGGUGAGUUGAUGAUUAAUGAGAUCUCUUUGCCCUUUAUUCUCCCCGAGGAAGCACAGGAAGUCAGUUCGUGGGAGAUAAAACCACAUAACCUUGGAAGCCAGAGGACCCUCUCUUUGCAAGUGUGAUCAUAUUCUAUUUGCAAGUGUGCUAUGUAAUUCCAGAUGCCAGUGUGUAUAUGAGGAGCUUGAGUCCCUGUGAUGUGGCUCUGCCCGAGUCUCGGUUUUAAUUGGGUCAUGUGACUCCCUAUAGAGACGUCAUUUUUGUUUUCUUAAUUUUUUUUUUGUUUAUUGUUUUCCUUUGAGUUAGCACUUGGCCUUUCCUCAUAAUUUAAUUAUCAAAAGGACUGAGUUGUUCUACUGUAAACGAUAAUUCAUUCAUAUGGAAUGCCCGUUUCCUUGUAUUGUUUAAA